Molecule: messenger RNA, 585 nt
Organism: Aspergillus vadensis CBS 113365
Lineage: Eukaryota; Fungi; Ascomycota; Eurotiomycetes; Eurotiales; Aspergillaceae
Exons: 6
Coding region: 1-585 (194 amino acids)
Source: RefSeq, a predicted model, not a curated record
AUGGUCGCGAGAGAAAAGGCUUUAACUAUUGGGCUGAACAGGCGAAAUGACUGGAUGGAUCGUUUAAUAUCGGCACGAGACAGCGCUGAACAGGGUCAGCAUCCAUCUCGUGGUCAUGUAAGCGUUGGAAAACAAAGUCUUGGAGACGGGGGGAAGGAACCCAUGGCUGAUGGGCUUAAUCCUGCUGAGCACUUCGUACUCAAACUGCGGAGGAAUACCACGCGGGGGGGCGAAUGCCAAGUUGCCAACCUUACUGGUGUUAAGCAUAUUCUCUCGGCCUUUGUCCGGCGCCAGACCAGCAGGGCACUAUUUCGGAUAUGGACGACUGAUGAUCGAUCCUCUGGCCCUUUUUGCCUAGACUGGGGACCGUGGAUCGCCUACGCGACCCUCGCUCGUAUCGGCUGGCUUGCUCGGCAACUUGACUCAGAUGAGGACACCUGUACUUCUUCGUCCAGCUCUCUGCUCUUCCUGUGGUCGGCUGCCAUGGCCGACUCCCGGACAAAAAGGGUGAAGGAUGCGAGAAUCAAUAAAAAUAGCCCGCCCAGUAAAUUUGCAGUGGCUCGGCGACAUCAGAUGGAUGGUUAG